UCUUCUGUCCCGCUCGCACAAAUAACAUGGAGGAUCGCUGUAGAGACUGACUUGAGCGUAUUUGUCUUUGUUUACGUGUUGAAUUAAUGAAAGCAGAAAACUGUGGAUAUAACAAGUGCGCAAAGAAACAUCCUUCUUUGGGUUAUGAGAAUUCUACAAAGACAUUCUUACAGAGUUACUGCGGAAGACUAAAAUUUGUGAAAUGAAUAACGGAGACAUCGGGGGGUCCAGAGGCAGAGGCCGCGGUUGGCAGCAGCCAGAAAACCAGCCGCGGGAGCUUCGGCGCCCGAAGAACGUCGUCGAGGAUGCUAAAGUGGAGGCACCCAAGUCGAACCUGUCUGCGGAGGCGAAGGAAUGGUACCCACCAAACUACACCCCGCAGACGUAUGCUGCCGACCCAGCCCCCUAUAGACCUCAGAGGUUCUCCGUGCAGGACCGCCUGCGGCAGGCGCAGGACCAGAACCCGUACAACUUCGACACCAUGACCUACUCGCUUGAGGAGGCUGAGAACAUGGACUUGAGGGAGAACAUCGGCAACCUGAUAACCGUGAUGUGCGAGAUAACCUUCGACCCGGGCAAGUUCGACACCCUGUGCGGGCCGUUGGUUGACUCGUUCGCCUCCAUGCUGCACGAGCGGAGUUACACCAGGGCGCUCAUCGACGCCAUCGUCAACCAGUCGAUCGGCGAGCCCAACUUCCGCUACAACGGCGCUCGCCUCUGCUCCAUGUACGACUCGCUCGCCCCGCCGGAGGAGUCCACCUUCCGGGCCUGUCUGCUCGAGCGCUGCUCCGCCGAUGAGAACAAGAUCAUCACCGGCCUCGAGGGCUCCGAGGAGAACGUGCGCGGUUUCGCGAUGUUCCUGGCCGAGAUCUACACCCAGCUAGAGGACAGCCAGGGCGGGCGGAUCCGGUCGCUCGGCGAGAGCCUGUGCAAGGUGCUCCUGCACCUGCUCGACACCGACAACGAACCCAACAUCAAGUCCGUGUGCCAGCUGCUCAAGCUUUCGGGCAUAGCCCUGGACGCGGAUUGCCCGGGCGGCAUGCACGCCAUGUUCGAGCGUCUCAAGCGCCGCGCCGCCCUGCCCGCCGUGCGCGCCGUGCUAGCGCUCCGCCAGGGGCGCUGGGGGCUCACCGAGCCCAAUAGAGGUCGUUCAGGUACAGUGACGAACGGCGACGGCCCCGGCGCGGGCGACGGCGGGGGCGGGGUGGGCGGGGGGUUCCUGGCCGACGGGCACUCGCUCACGGCCGAGGAGUGCGCCUUCCUGCAGAGCAACCUGCCGCCCAAGGCCGCCGCGCUAGAGGAGGACAUACUCGAGGAACUGGAGAACGACGCCUGGGACACCGGCAUGGACGCCGAGAUGCAGGCCGGGUUCCUCGAGUUCCUCAAGAUGUCCAACCAGAUCAACCGAUAACCUAGGUCCGGGGGGCGAGCUAAAAAAAAUAUAAAACACAAAACUA
This is a messenger RNA of Cydia amplana, 1457 nucleotides long. RefSeq names its product polyadenylate-binding protein-interacting protein 1 (gene Paip1). Gene Ontology annotation, biological process: regulation of translational initiation. Bases 203 to 1411 code for a protein of 402 amino acids. The transcript has 8 exons. Gene Ontology annotation, molecular function: protein binding; RNA binding; translation activator activity. The record is from RefSeq and is a predicted model, not a curated record. Lineage: Eukaryota; Metazoa; Arthropoda; Insecta; Lepidoptera; Tortricidae.